AGCUUAGUGAGUUUUCCUUUUCAGCAAAAAAAAAAAAAAAUGGUAAAAAUCAGAACUAAAAGCUAAAAACUGGAUUUGUAUUGUGUUAAGCAUAAAUAGAGUUGAGUGGUACAAAGAGCCGGAAGCAACAUCCGGAGUUGUGGAUCGAUAUGAGCAAAGCUACACGUAGCAUUGUUCGCCUAUUCGUUUAAUGAUCCAAUUUGGCGUUACGCAUUGUGCACAUUAUGGUGCUGUACUUAGAAAUAUUUAACUAUUCAUAUGACUAUGUUUGUUUUUUAGUUCUAAUUCCAAUUGUGGGGGAGGGGAUGGAUUUGGUGGCACUGGUGAAAUUUUUAGUGACUUAUUGAGGUCGAGCUGUAAAUUGGUCAGCCUACGAACUGAUUCGACCACAUAUGAUAAAUACUCAUUAUUGAAUUAUACAUAUAUAGCAAUUCUAGAACACGCGAUCGCCCACUGAAUGUGCUUUGCUGCUAAUAAUGCCGCGAUAAACUUUUGGAUAGUCUACAUUCAGUUCUAGAGCGACAUGGAAUUGCGCUUAAUAUUAAUAGCCACGCUGGCUUGCCUUGCCUUGAGCCAGAGCUAUGCUCAAACCACCUGCAAGAAUGGACUGGGUCGUGUGCUCUAUGAGCGCCUGCCCAAUCAACAGCUGCAGGGCUACGAUGACGACGUGGUGCGAGACACUGCACCACCAUUCCGCGUGCUGGAGAAGUGUCAGGAUCUAUGUCUGCGCGAUCGCACCGGCACCAAUAAUCUAGUGCGCACUUGUACCAGCUUCGACUUCCAGCCCGGCAGUCGGAUCACCUCGUUCGGUGGCACCUCCGAGUACGAGGAGUCCCUCUGCUACCUCACCUCCGAGCAGGCUGGACCGGAGGGCAUUGGCAGCCUGAUGCUGGUGCCGAAUAGUGUGCACUUUAACGAGAUCUGUCUGACAUCCAGCCGCCCCGAGCGUGAGUGUCCCAGUCGACGAUAUGUAUUCGAGCGACAUCCGCGCAAGAAAUUGAAAUUGCCCAUCAGCGACAUCAAGGAGAUAACAGCCGCAAAUCGUUCGGACUGCGAAGACAAGUGUCUGAAUGAGUUCUCAUUUGUGUGUCGCUCGGCUAACUUUGAUUCGACGAUGCGCUCCUGUACGCUCAGUCGCUUCACGCGGCGCACACAUCCAGAGCUAAUGGAGGAUGAUCCCAACUCGGACUAUCUGGAGAAUACGUGCUUAAAUGCUGAGCGACGCUGCGAUGGACUGGCCGUGUUUGUUAAGGAGGAGAAUAAGCGCCUGGGCGGUCCUUUUGAGGUGGAUAUAUUUAAUAAUAUGACGCUAGAGGAGUGCCAGACUAUGUGCUUGCGUGCCGAGAAAUACUUUUGCCGUUCAGUUGAGUUUGAUGAUCAAAGCAAACAGUGUAUACUGUCUGAGGAGGACUCCAUUUCGCAGAAGGAUGACAUUAGCAUUAGCUCCAGUCCCACACAUCAUUUUUAUGAUCUUGUGUGCCUCGAUAAUCAACGAGCCACCGAUUAUCCAGAUAACUCAGUCACCUCGCACCUCUUCUCGAGCGGCCGUCGGCCAGAUACAGCAUUCCAACGUUACCGCAACUCGCGACUGGGCGGCGAGUUUCACUCUGAGAUCACGGGACGUUCGCUUAGCGAGUGCCUGGACGAAUGCCUCCGCCAGACAAGCUUCCAGUGCAGGUCGGCAGUUUAUAGCGAUCGUUUUCGUACUUGUCGCCUCAGUCGGUACAAUCAAAAGGAUGGCAUGCGCAUUAUAUACGAUGCUGAUUAUGAUUACUAUGAGAAUCUGAUGUUGAACGUUGUGGGCGGAGGCAGUGGCAGCAGCGGCAAUGGCAACGGUGGCGCCGACGGCGACGUUGGUCACGGUGGCAGCAACGAUGGCAAGCGACCCGGUGAUCACUCUGGCAGCAACUGGAGACAGCCUAACAAGCAUGACGAUCGCUACGGACCGGGGUCAACGGGUGCUGGCCUGGGCGGCCCCGGUUCUCAUGGGGGCGGCAAUAGACUGCCGCAUGGGGAGGGCAUUGAUUAUGGUCGGCCAUACGAUCGCUAUCCCGAUUAUGCAGGCAAUGAAUACGAUCGUUAUCCUUAUGGCGAUCGUGAUCGUGACCGUGACCGCGAUCGUUAUCCACCCGAUCGUUAUGGCGGCUCUCGUUAUCCGGGCAGCGAUGGCAUGGGCAUGGGCUAUCCGGGUCGACCCUACGAUCGUUAUCCAGAUGAUUAUGACCGAGAUCGUGAUCGUGAUCGUGAUCGCUAUCCGGAACSUUAUCCACCCGAUCGCUAUGGAGACAGACGCUAUCCGGAAAGGGACCGGGAUCGCGAUCGUGAUCGCGACCUGCUGCCCUAUCGCCCGCUGCCCUAUCCGGCCAUCAAUGAUAAUACACUGCCCAGCGAUCUGCCACAUACGAGACCUUUUCCUCCCGAUGAUGAUGCGCCCUAUAGGCCGUUUGGCUAUGGCGGAGGGGGACGAUAUGGAGACCAUCGCUAUGACAGUCGUUAUCCGGCACGUUAUCCACCCAGUCGUGAUCCAGUAGGCGGCUACACGGGUCGUGAUGCGCCCGAUAGCAUAUUCCCGGACAGACGCUAUCGCCCCUCAUCUAUGGCCCCACCGCGCUAUCCCUAUGCGCCUGAUUCGCGCGCGCCUCCCGGACGCUAUGAUGAUAUAGUGCACAGUGCUCGGCGUCCAGAACCCGAAUCCGCUAAGAGAUAUCCGCCAGCUCCCCUAGCGCCCACCGGCAGCGCCAGCAAGUAUGCCUCGACCCCAAAUCGUUUUCCGGUAGGUAGCGAACGCUAUCCCAUUGACAUCUACAAGUACGGCAAUCGCUUGGGACCCAGCGACGUAGGCAGACGCCCCGCUUUAGAUCGUCCGCCGCCUUACUAUGACUACGACUAUGAGGAACGCUAUGGCGAUCGGUAUGCACCCGGACCCUAUGAUCGCGAAUAUGAUGGACCACCGGCGCGUCGACCGCCCUUGGGUGGUCCCUAUGGUCGCUACGACACGCCCUUUAAUCGCCCCUACGGAGGUGGUGGUGGCGGCGGCAUUGGCGGUGGCCUCGAUGAUCGACCCAUACCGGUGCCCGGUCUCGGUCUGGGCCUCGCACAUCCGCCCACACCUUACGGUGGGGGAUCGCAUGUGGGCGUACCUGUUGGCGCUGGUCCACCGCGUCCGCCCAUAACGCGCUGCGAGGAGAGCGAUAAUUUCAAGCAGAUCGCAGCCAGGCACAAAAUGCGGCGUCAUUUCGUUCGACGCGCUCUAAUCGUGCCGAGUCUGAUACAGUGCGAACGGGAAUGCAUCGAGAGUCGAGACUUUGUGUGCCGCAGCUUCAACUACAGAGACACCGCCUCCAGCUAUGAUGAUCGGGAUCGUGAACGUGAUCGCGAGUCGCCCAACUGCGAGCUAAGCGAUCGCGAUUCACGUGAGCUGGAUAUACACGAUCCGGGCUCGUUCGAUGCCUCCAACUAUGAUUUCUACGAGCGCAGCAUUGGACGCAGCGACGGCGAAUGCAUGGAUGUUACGCAGACGUGCAACGAGGAGGGCAUGGAGUUCACCAUACGCACGCCUGAGGGGUUUUUGGGUAGAAUUUACACAUAUGGAUUUUACGAUCGCUGCUUCUUCCGUGGCAACGGCGGCACUGUCAAUGUACUGCGGAUUAGCGGACCCCAGGGCUACCCAGACUGUGGCACACAGCGUUACGGCGACACGCUGACUAAUAUUGUAGUCGUGCAGUUCUCGGACAAUGUACAAACAAGUCGCGAUAAGCGCUACAAUCUCACUUGCAUCUUUCGAGGCCCCGGCGAAGCGGUCGUCAGCUCUGGCUAUAUCGGCGCCGGCUCGGGCAGUCCCAUACCCAUCGAAUAUCUGCCAGCCGAGAACACGCUGAGCUCGAAGGUGCGUCUGAGCAUUCUCUAUCAGGGCAGGCCCACAACAACCAUCGCCGUAGGUGAUCCUCUCACAUUCCGACUGGAGGCACAGGAUGGCUACAAUCAUGUUACCGACAUAUUUGCUACAAAUGUGGUGGCUAGGGAUCCAUACUCUGGGCGCAGCAUACAGCUAAUAGAUCGCUUUGGCUGCCCUGUGGAUCCUUAUGUCUUCCCCGAGCUGGACAAACUGCGCGAUGGCGACACACUGGAGGCACGCUUCAAUGCCUUCAAAAUACCCGAAUCGAAUUUCCUAGUGUUUGAGGCGACAGUUAGGUCCUGUCGCGACGGCUGUCAGCCCGCCUACUGUCCCGGCCCGGCGGGUCGCCAAGAGCCCUCCUUCGGGCGCAGGCGACGCAGCUUGAACCUAACCGAGGAAAUACCCGAGCCACAGGCACUGGAAGCUAUCAAUGAUGAGGAGGAGCAGGAGAUCACGGUGGUAAAUAGCACCACAGUGAGUGCUACAAUGGGUGGUGCACAGUUGAAUGCCACUCAGGAGAGUGACAAGUCCAAGGAGAAUGAAGAACCAGAACAAGUGCGAGAAAUGAUUGAAGUUUUUGAGACUCGCGAGGAAAUUGAGAAGGAAUCCUAUCCACGCAAACUCGUGGCCCCCGUCGAAACUGUUUGCAUGACGCCCGCGGAGUAUCAUGGUCUGAUCACAGCCAUAAUAUUGCUAAUGAUUCUACUGUUUAGCAUUACGCUAGUUGCAGGAUUGGGCUACAGACGCUAUUGGAAAUCCAUAUCAAAGAAUCGUCUGGUGGAUCGCCACUCACCCAUACACUCGCUGGGUCAUUCCCACUCCUCGAUACGCACCCACGAGCGCUUCACCGAAAUUGGCCACAUGCCAAAUGGAAGUGGAGCAACUGGAACUGGAUCUGUAACUGGAGCUGGCAGCAAUCGCAGCACAUCGAAUCGCGCCUCAAACGCUUUUCGCACCAACAUGUCCAUGUUUGGCGGCUCAUUACAUAAGACAUUUGCCACGGGCAAUUUGGCGCGCAUGUGCCAGCUGCCAGUGAUAAAUCCCAUACGCACUGCCGGCAACUCCAACCAUCAGUUCGAGGAUCCCAGUGAGCCCAUCUACACCGAUCCCUCGCUCUUCGAGCGCUCCAGAUCGCUGCGAAGUCUGACCAUGGUCGCCGAGUCGGAAGAUAAUCAAGAGGUCUAAAAUGUAAUGCACAAGGAAAUUUUGCUCGUCUUCUUGUGAUUAGCUGUAAAUACCAAGCGAAACCAUCUGCCUAAUAAUAUAUAUACAUAUUGAACUGAACAAUUCAGUUUUUUAUUACGGAUAUAUCCAAUACACAUCUACAGCCCACUGCAUUAGGCUACUGCACGUGCAUUCGGUUACCUCGACUUGCGUUUCGAGGCUCAAUAUCAAAUAUAUUGAUAAUCCAAGUAGAUCUAAGGCAAUUCAAAUCGAAUAUCGAUCUAUAUUAAUCUUAAUAACAACAGCAAAUACCAAAAGCAAAAUCUCAAACACACAAUUAUUUCUACAUAACUAAGAUAUUUAAAUUAUAUACUAUAUUAAAUGCAAUAAAACUCAAAAACUUA
Messenger RNA from Drosophila arizonae, 5463 nucleotides. RefSeq names its product no mechanoreceptor potential A (gene nompA). NCBI's taxonomy places the organism in Eukaryota, Metazoa, Arthropoda, Insecta, Diptera, Drosophilidae. Gene Ontology annotation, biological process: anatomical structure morphogenesis. The record is from RefSeq and is a predicted model, not a curated record.